GAAUUACGGAAAUGGUGUAUGGUCAGCAGACCAUAAAGAUGCAUCUAUUCCUGCUUCUCCUCUUCUGCCUGGUAACCUGUUCUGGAAAACACCAAGAUGAUGAAUGGAUUGAUCCCACAGACAUGCUGAAUUAUGAUGCAGCUGCUGGCAGAAUGAAGCAGCAGAAAAGGACUCAUAAAAUAGAGACUGAGCAAAGCAAGAAGAGGGAAACUCCUCAGAGCACCUGUAGCCCUGUGUUCAAACGAUUUUUGCACAGGAUUCUAAAUGAGGCUAAACUUCUUGGACUACCAGAUGAAUCCCAGCCUGAAGUCCAUUAUAAUGCAGAGCUGGUGCUUACAAAGCAGAUGGUUGCAGAGUUCUUUCGAUUUCUUGAAGGUACUGACUGUAAUCCUGGUCCUCUUGAUGAAGCUUUGGGCGGGACCUUGGUCAGAUUCAGGCAUCACAAUGAAGAAGAAUGGCGCUGGAAAUUUGAGGAGUACAUAGGAACUGAUCCCUUCAGUGUUUUCAUGAUUGCCUUAAGUCUACUUUGCAUUGUGAUGGUGGUAGCCACAGAGCUAUGGACUCGUGUCAGCUGGUUUACACAGAUAAAAAGACUGCUCGCUCUGUGUUUUUUGGUUAGCCUUGUCUGGAACUGGAUGUAUUUGUACAAGGAUGCUUUUGCUGAAAGACAGGCGAAAUUAGCAAAAAUAGGAAAUGAUAAUGCCUGUGGCAAGAAGGUGACUUGGUCAGACAGUUUGUUUGAGUGGUGGAGAAGUUCAACAUCUUUUCAGAAUGAUCCAUGUGAGGAGUAUUUUAAAGCUUUAAUGGUAAACCCAAUACUUCUGGUCCCACCAACCAAAGCUUUUGCUGUCACUUUUACAAACUUCAUAACAGAACCCUUAAAGCAUAUUGGGAAAGGCAUCGGAGAGUUCUUUCAUGCCUUGUUAGCAGAGAUGCCCUUGAUCUAUCAGCCAUUAGUGCUAAUAAUUAUAGCACUCCUUUUACUGGUAUUUUGUUACGGGUUUGGUACAACUGCUCAUCGUAUAAAUGUGUUGCGGAGACAUCGUGACGAAGAAAGAGAAAGACUGCCCCCUCCAAAUCCACAAAGAGAAGGCUAUGAUCGGUUUAUUGAAGGUGGGGAUGAUCGCUUCUACAAUAAUCCACGGCCAAUCCAACCACGGAAUGUUGAGGGCUACAGAGAUGCUUUAAAUCGUAGACCAGAAGUUCUGCACCCAGUGGAUUAUAUUGAUAAUAGCCGGCAACAGUUUAUAGAGCCUGUCUCGGCUAGUCAGCAACCACAAAAAAAGCAAGUGGCUCCAGCAAAGAGAACCUAUGACCCACAUAUAAGGGAUGAGUCUUCUGGACAACAGCAGAAAAUAGAUGACCCUUUAGACCAGAGACACCUAACUCAACAGCCAAUGAAGAAACUUCCGGAAGACAGCCCUCUUGGAUCCCAGGAUCUGUGGGAAGAUCCUGUAAAAGACAGUGAAGAUCGUGAUAAAAUAUCGCCCAUUCACCGGGAUUUCUCUUCCAGUCAUACUGAAGUUAAAGAAAAUGUGUUACCGGAUGUGCAGACAUCUCAAGUCUCAGUGGCGACAUUGCCUGCCUCAGGUUUUUGCUGGCUUCUUUACGUGGUGGAUGUCUUCCAUCACUUAGAGUGCCUGGGCCUAGUCUUGGGCAAAGCCCUGUUGAAAGUGUUCCUAGAAAAAGAUCUUAGUACCACGGAUGCAUAUUGGUGGACUUCCUCAUUCGUCAACAUCUGGACCCCAGAGAAUACUCCUUUCACCAAGACCAAGUCUGGCUCCCUCUUUGUCAUUCCAGAGGUUUCCUGUAUUGGGCAACUGGCUUAUUGUUCCACUAUCACUACCACUAUCAAGUGGUUUUGGCAAACUAUCACUCAGGCCUAUGGGCUGAAGGGUAAAGUUUCCUCCUUUCUGUUUAUAGAGCCUGUCUCGGCUAGUCACCAACCACAAAAAAAUCAAGUGGCUCCAGCAAAGAGAACCUAUGACCCACAUAUAAGGGAUGAGUCUUCUGGACAACAGCAGAAAAUAGAUGACCCUUUAGACCAGAGACACCUAAGUCAACAGCCAAUGAAGAAACUUCCGGAAGACAGCCCUCUUGGAUCCCAGGAUUUGUGGGAAGAAUCUGUAAAAGACAGUGAACAUCGUGAUAAAAUAUCGCCCAUUCACCGGGAUUUCUCUUCCAGUCAUACUGAAGUUAAAGAAAAUGUGUUACCGGAUGUGCAGACAUCUCAAGUCUCAGUGGCGACAUUGAUCCUUACUCAUCCUCGUGGCCCCCAACAUGGGCAGAAGAGUGUGAUACGGGGGCAUCUUUCGGAUUCUUGUGGCCGCUUCCAGACCAUCCGGACAUUCUGUCUCAAGAGCCAGUUGACGGAAGAAGAAGUCAAAGUAAGAAACGAAUCUACAGAAGAAGAAGAAGAAGAAGAAGAAAAGGAUCAGCAGCUAAUAGAAGAUGGACCAAAAGACCAAUUGGGAAACAGUCCUAGAACUGUGAUCACAGGAUCAGAGGAUACCGCAUUGUACUUUCUUGACUUGAAUGUUGUAGAUUUAUAUACAGAUCCUGGAAAUGCAGAACAGUCUUGA
This is a messenger RNA of Nanorana parkeri, 2582 nucleotides long. RefSeq names its product chloride channel CLIC like 1 (gene CLCC1). Lineage: Eukaryota; Metazoa; Chordata; Amphibia; Anura; Dicroglossidae. The record is from RefSeq and is a predicted model, not a curated record. Gene Ontology annotation, molecular function: chloride channel activity. The transcript has 16 exons. Gene Ontology annotation, cellular component: membrane; endoplasmic reticulum. The coding region runs from base 12 to 2582 and encodes 856 amino acids.